Suricata suricatta (meerkat) is the source of this 2238-nucleotide messenger RNA. RefSeq names its product phosphatidate phosphatase LPIN2-like. Gene Ontology annotation, biological process: triglyceride biosynthetic process; cellular response to insulin stimulus; positive regulation of transcription by RNA polymerase II. Gene Ontology annotation, molecular function: transcription coactivator activity; phosphatidate phosphatase activity. Gene Ontology annotation, cellular component: nucleus; endoplasmic reticulum membrane; cytosol. Lineage: Eukaryota; Metazoa; Chordata; Mammalia; Carnivora; Herpestidae. The record is from RefSeq and is a predicted model, not a curated record.
AUGCCAGCAAUGCAAACCUGUUCCAGGGCAAAUAAUGUGUCUGAAGUGCCUGCCACUAACCAGCUGCACAACCCUGAGAAAGCUAUUCAGGUACCUCCCACCUCCUAUGGACAGUCAUAUCCCACGCUCAGAAAUAUAAUUAGAAAAAGUAGUUCUUACAGCAGCUCAUCCAUAAUCCACCCCAAAGCCAUGCCCGAGCAGAAGAGACCUCACAGCAAGGCAGGAAUGGCCUCUUCCAGGUCUGUAGGCAGGCUGCUGCUCUUCAUUAGCCUUAGCACUGUUUCUCCUCCAUAUAUCACCCACCUAUGCAAUUUCCAGGGUCAGAAGACAAACUCAAAACCUGCUGGGAAAAUCUCCAUGAGACAGGCCUAUCACCAGGGGAUAACAAGGACAGCACAUCAUCAUCCUAGGACAGCUACAAUUACACCAUCAGAAAAUACCCACUUUCAGGUAAUUCCCAGUGAGGACAACCUCAUAGGUGAAGUUGAAAAAGAUAUUUCCAUGGAAAAAACAGUCUGUACCAUAGUGAAACCCAAACCCAGAGCCCUGUGUAAGCAGCUGAGCAGUGCCACUUCUGCUGCAGAACUUCUCGAACCUCCCCUGGGGCCUCCUCAGAUUUCAUCUAUGUUAGAUGCAGACCACCUUCCUAAUCCGUCAUUAGUGGAGGCUACCUCAGAAUCCAAACCUGCAGGUAAAUUAGACUCACCAUCAAAGAAGAAAGGUGUCCAUAAGAGAAGACAACACCAAGGACCUGAUGAUAUUUACCUGGAUGACUUAAAAGCUGUAGAACCUGAAGUUGCAGCCCUCUAUUUCCCUAAAAGUGAAUCGGACCCUGGCUCCCGGCAGUGGUCUGAGUCUGACACGCUCUCUGGCUCCCAGUCCCCACAGUCCGUCGGAAGUGCGGCUGCAGAUAGCGGCACCGAAUGCCUCUCAGAUUCUGCCAUGGACUUGCCAGAUGUCACCCUCUCUCUUUGUGGGGGUCUCAGUGAAAACGGAGAAAUUUCCAAAGAAAAAUUCAUGGAGCAUAUCAUUACUUAUCAUGAAUUUGCAGAAAACUCUGGACUUAGAGACAAUCCUAACCUUGUAAUACGGAUAUAUAACCGUUACUAUAACUGGGCUUUGGCUGCUCCCAUGAUCCUUAGCUUGCAAGUAUUCCAGAAGAGUCUGCCGAAGGCCACAGUCGAGUCCUGAGUCAAAGAUAAGAUGCCAAAGAAAUCUGGUCGCUGGUGGUUUUGGCGUAAAGAGAGCAUGACCAAACAGCUUCCAGAGGCCAAGGAAGAAAAAUCCGAAGCACCACCAACCAGUGACCUGCCAUCGAGAACAAAGGAGCCAGCCAGUGGCAGGUUGGCUGAAGAUGACUCCUCCAGUGUUGAAGGGUCACAGGAGCUCGAAGAAUCCAUCAAAGUGGACCCUGUUCCCACAGAGCCCCCAAGCCAUGGCAGCACAACCUCCUAUAAGAAGUCUCUUCGGCUCUCUUCAGACCAGAUUGCAAAACUGAAGCUCCAAGAUGGUCCAAAUGAUGUUGUAUUUAGUAUUACAACCCAGUAUCAAGGUACCUGCCGCUGUGUAGGGACCAUUUACCUGUGGAAUUGGAAUGACAAGAUCAUCAUCUCUGAUAUUGAUGGAACAAUAACCAAGUCUGAUGCUUUGGAACAGAUCCUUCCACUGGGUAAAGACUGGACUCAUCAGGGUAUAGCAAAGCUCUACCAUUCCAUCAAUGAGAAUGGCUACAAGUUUCUGUACUGCUCUGCCCAUGCCAUCGGCAUGGCCGACAUGACCCGUGGCUACCUGCACUGGGUCAAUGACAAGGGCACAAUCUUACCUCGGGGUCCUCUGAUGCUAUCCCCUAGCAGCUUGUUCCCUGCCUUCCACAGGGAAGUGAUAGAAAAUAAACCAGAAAAGUUCAAAAUAGAGUGUGUAAAUGACAUUAAGAAUCUGUUUGCCCCAUCUAAGCAGCCCUUCUAUGCUGCCUUUGGAAACCUUCCAAAUGAUGUUUAUGCCUACACGCAAGUUGGAGCUCCAGACUGCAGAAUAUUCACCGUGAACUCCAAGGGUGAAUUAAUACAAGAAAGGACCAAAGUAAUCAAGUCAUCGUAUCACAGACUGAGCGAGCUCAUGGAGCACGUGUACCCACUUCUCAAUAAGGAAUAGAAUUCUGCCUUUCCAUGCCCAGAGUUCAGCUUCUUCUGCUACUGGCGAGAUCCGAUCCCCAAAGUGGACCUGGAUGACCUGGCAUGA